Argiope bruennichi is the source of this 4078-nucleotide messenger RNA. RefSeq lists its product as uncharacterized. Lineage: Eukaryota; Metazoa; Arthropoda; Arachnida; Araneae; Araneidae. The transcript has 4 exons. Bases 95 to 835 code for a protein of 246 amino acids. The record is from RefSeq and is a predicted model, not a curated record.
CGGGCAGUAACUACGACACUCCUCAACUUAGGAAAUAAAUCGAAGAUUUUUUUGUAAAUAUUUACAUUUUUAUGUGCAUGUAAAACUAUUCGAAAUGAGUGAUUUAUUACCGAGAGGAUUUCGGUUUAGUCAUAAAGACAAAUCUCUUCUUGCAAAACUUGUCGGCAGUUUUCCAGCAAUUUUAUACAAGGGCUUAGAUGCCGAAUCUUUAUCAAAAAAAAUGAAAGCUUGGGAAGAAUUAACCAUGCAGUUUAAUGCGAAAAAUAAUGGUUACGAUUUUACGUUUACACCUAGACAUCUAAAAGCUCUUUGGAAACGAAUGAAAGUGCAAUCGAAAAAAGCUGCUGCUGCACAGGCAGCAGAAGGAACCAAUGGAUCUCCAUUACCCGAUUUACCAAUGCCCAACUUAGAAUCAGUAAUGCCAGUAAUUCUAAGUGAAGCAGAAAAAGAAAUACCUCCUGAUGAGUCAUCAUCAUCGUAUGUUCUUCCCAAUGAUCCACCAUCACUUGGUUCAUAUGUUUUACCUGAUGAUCCACCAACUAUGGUAGAAGAUGUGUAUUCUUGUACAGCAAAACAGAAUACAGAAGAUUCCUAUAGUCCUGCACCUUCACCAUUACCCCCCACUAGUCACAUUCUGUCUCAUUGUUUACUCAAUGGUGACAAAAUGAAAAAAAGAAAGCCUAUCAAAAUAGAAAUUGAAAAUCUACAGGAAGAACAUAGAUUAAGAAUGGAAUGCCUUAGAUUAGAUAGAGAAAUUAAAAUAUUGAAAAAAUGGAAGCUUGAACAAGACAUUCUAUCAACUGGCUAUGAGUUACCACCUGAAAACUAUUCAUGAAAACUGUUUACAUAGAGAUAGAUUUUGUUUCAAUUCUACAAAUUAAUAGUUCACAUAUAAGUGGACUAAAAAGUAAGAGGUAUGGUUAAAAAUUGCAAAUGGUCAGUUUCAUUCAGUCAACUACUCAGACGGAAUUGCAAAUGUUUUGUAUAAAACAGUAGCUUAAAAGCACAGUGAUAACUCUUUUCUUCUACAUAUUUAUUGAAAAAAAAAGGCAGCUAAUUUUACUGUAUGAACUAUAAGUCUCACAAUACUAUAUAAUUUUAUGUUAGGUAACUUUUAUAUAUUUUUUUUAAUUUAUUAGUCUUCAAUUUAAAUAUGUUAAUUUUACUAGUCAAAAUUCUAUAAGUUUUUUUUUUUUUUUUUUUAGCAACUUAUGUUGUGUGAAAAAAUGUUUGAAUAUCAAAACGAACUUGAAGUAUGAUUAUUUUGUUACUUGUAUUGCAGGAAAUAAUGAUGAUACCAGUUUGUAUGAUUUGUUUAAAAAGCCGAGUGUUUUCCUUUAAUAUAUUUUUUCUGUUUGUUUUGUUUGAAAUUAAUAUCCUUUUGAAAAAAAUUUCAAUAAUCCUUUUUUUUUUUUUUGUAGUUUUUUUUUUCUAACUACUGGGAUGAAUUCAUAACACUAUAGUUAAAUGAUAUGUUUGUGCACGCUAUCUAAUAUCUUUACUCAUUGUCUGGCAUUACUUAGUGACAUUUCUUCUUGCAAGAUGUUCAAAAGAUACAAAAAUUAAAUCGGCAACUUUUACUUGAUAUUUUAUUCCCCCAAAAAAUAUUUAACUGUGAUUUGAAAAAAAAAUGAAGCCAAAAAAAAGAAAAUUAAUAUAGCCAGGUUUCAGUUUGUGAAUAAUGACUCCUUAUAUAAAAAUAAUAAUAAUAAUGAUAUCUAAUACUUGAUAUUUAGUUCUUUUUAGCAGCUUAUUGAAAUUGCACUUCCUGAAUAGUAAUGAAUUUUAAUAUCAAAUAUUGCUAUAAAUAAAUUUAUUUAAAUUUAACAUGAAAUUGCCCACUAGUCCUGAAUAAAUAUAUUGAAAAGAAUAAAUAUAUCUAGACAAUUGUAGAAUAAUAAUUAUAUAGAGAGUGUUUAUGCAAUUUAUAAAUAUGUUUGCAAAUGUGUGUUUAUGCAAAUUUUUGGGCCCAUUUAAUUAACAUUUCAAAUGUAACAAUUAUUUUUUUAAAUGCUUGAUUUAAUAACUUUUUUCUGGUCUGUAAGUCUGCAUUGAAAUUUUCGUGAUAGAAGAGAUUUACGUAAAAUUUCAGAAGUAUUCAUCUCUAUUCAUCUUUUAUUACUUUUCCAGAGGUCAGAAAUAAUUAUGGGUUUGUGCUUAGAAAGGGAUAUUUUUAUCAGACAAAAGGCAUAAUAGGUGAAACAUUGGGGACUUCACUAGAAUAUGUUGAAAAUGUGUAUGUGCAUGCAAUACUUAUAUUCAGCCUUUAUUUUUUUAAGGAAUGCAAUGAUAUUUUUCAAAGUAUGACUUGUAGCUUUUAUCUUGAUGAAGUUUCAAUUUAAGUAAGUCAUUAGGAUUUUUAAAAAAAAAUUCUAAACAUCAGAUAUAUAUUCUCAAAACAGCAGAUAUAAAUCUUUUUCUUGAUAGAUAGAUAGUAAUUUUAGCGUUCCCUGCUCCAUUCCUCUUAAUUUCCUAUUGAAAGAGAACCCUUCAACAAUUAUUGAAUUUUAUAUUGAAACUAUUUUUGCAUUGACAGAACCAGGAUUGUACCUUAUUUUUUUUUUCAAUAAUAAAUAGAUCUAUUAUUGCUCCAACCAUUUAGGUAAGAACUUGCUUCAUCAACAUCAUAAUAUAUUUCCAUUUAUCUCCUGUUAAAUGGUUUUCACACAGGGUUUUACAAAUUUUUUUUAAUUGAGCCUCGGCAAAAACCGAUGAACAUUAUGUUUCUUAGCUGUUUUAAAUUGUAAAUCUUGGUUUAUUAUUUUAUUUACUAUAAUAGAUAAAGCUAUUGCAAUUGAUUUCUACAUCAGCAAAUUUUAUUUUUUAUUUUAAGGAUUUCACUUUAAAAAUACUUGAAACAGUAUUUACAAAACAAACAGCGUAGACUUCAACAAAACAAUUGCUUUGAAUAUCCUUUCCAUGUAGAAGUAAUGAUUAAUGGUUUUUUUUCCCAUUUACAAUUAAUAGUGUUGCUUAUUUUAUACUUCAUAAUUUUCAUACCGUGCAUUUUGAUACAUUUUUGCCUUUUGAUGAAUAGAAAUAUUUCUAUUUGGAAAGAACUAAAAUGUAUUCUACAAUCCAUAUCUUAUUAUUAUGCAACAUUUUGAAAGAAGAAUAAAUUUUAAAGUAGCAGGUGGUUUUUCUUGUUUCAAAACAAAAAACAAAAAAUGAUCUUAAAAGUUAUUCUAAAACAUUCUCUUUUUUAAAAUUGUCUAUCAAAAUUAUUCAAAAAAUGCUUAAAUACCCUCUAUAUUUCUAAUUAGUCAUUUUUCAGAACCCGUAAUAUGCCCUCAUUCAACAGUUAUUCUUGUAAAAGGCAGCACUACUUAGUGUGCAUUUGUUGUUUUAUUUUUUCACUUCUUAUACCAUACCUCUUAUUGUUAUUAAUCAGGUGCUUUAAUUCUGUUCAAACAUUCUAAUCUCAAGAUUAGUAUUUGCAUUUAUGUAAAACAAUUUUUUUUAAAAAAAAAACUUUUAUUUUAUAUGAACAUUUUUUUUUAAAGUCUGUUCUGUCUCAGUCAUUUAAAACAACUCAUGUAUUUUUUUUUCUUUCUCAUUUUUUUUUUCUUUCAGAUUGAAAUAGGAUUGAAAUCUGAAUUAUAUUACAUGACAUGAUGUUAAUAUUCAAUUAAGCUGAGACAAAACAUUCUUGCCUAUUAUAAAUUCUUGUCAUGGAUUGAGUAAGUAGAUAAAAGCUGAUCUAAUUCAGUACUAAAAAAUAUAUAUUCUUAAUCACAGGAUUUUUAAUUACAUUCUUUAGUUUUGAUUGUUCAUUUUAGAUGGAAUAUAUUUUAAUUCGUACUCCAGGUUUGAGUGAAUGUUUUAGUCCAGAUUGUUUUAAAGAGCUUUUAUCAUACAAAACAAGAAUACUGAUAUAAAUCUCUGUAACUGUAACUAUGUAAUAUUUUGAAUGUUGCUUAACUUUCCAAACAGGACUCUUGUGAGUAAAUCAGUUGUUUGAUUAGUAUCCAUUUUUAUUUAUAAGUUUCAUAAAUAUUUUUUUGUCCAGAAAUUUUUUAAAAAUAUUUUAUUUAUCUUGCCCUAUUUUAGGAUUUUUUUUUUUUUUUUUUUUUUUUUU